This is a messenger RNA of Vitis vinifera (wine grape), 2159 nucleotides long. RefSeq names its product aluminum-activated malate transporter 10. The record is from RefSeq and is a predicted model, not a curated record. NCBI's taxonomy places the organism in Eukaryota, Viridiplantae, Streptophyta, Magnoliopsida, Vitales, Vitaceae. Gene Ontology annotation, biological process: malate transport. Gene Ontology annotation, cellular component: plant-type vacuole membrane. The transcript is spliced from 6 exons. The coding region runs from base 269 to 1753 and encodes 494 amino acids.
AAAGAAGAUGAUAUUUUUUUAGGUCAUGUUAUCUCUUCAACACAUUGGAGGAGAACGAUGUGGUCCCCAACGUGUCAAUGACCUCAAAGUGGCCUACCAGGAGAUUUUAAAAUGUUUCUUAUACGUAACUCAGAAGAACUGGCAUGCAUAUAUAUACACACACGCAACCAGUAACCACCACAACCUCAAACAGCAAAGCCCAGAAAGAACCAUCAAAACCACACACAUCCCAUUCAAAUUUGUACAAACCUUAUAAGAAGUGGUUGAUAUGGGGACAGGAAGGGGAGAUUCGGGUACGUUGGAAUGGAAGGUGGAUAUUCCAGGUGGGAAAUCAGAGACAUUAGUGCCAGAAUCUGGGUUUGUCUGUAGAAUUUGGAGAGGAUUAAGGGGUUUGGUUGAAGGGUUUUUGUUGAAAAUCUGGAGGUUUUUGGAAAAGGCUUGGGGUAUAGGAGUUGAUGAGCCUAGAAAACUAGUUCAUUGUCUUAAAGUAGGGUUGGCGCUUUCUGCUGUCUCACUCUUCUACUAUAUGAGGCCUUUGUAUGAUGGUGUUGGAGGGAAUGCUAUGUGGGCAGUGAUGACUGUUGUGGUAGUUUUUGAGUACACUGUUGGUGCUACACUCUCAAAGAGCAUUAACAGAACAGCGGCAACUUUUCUUGCUGGGUCGCUUGGUAUUGGUAUUCACUGGGUUGCAAGUCAGUCAGGAGAAAGAUUUGAGCCUAUAAUUCUUGGGUUCUCAGUUUUCAUUCUGGCUGCAGUAGCAACCUUUUCUCGGUUUGUUCCAUCAGUGAAAGCCAGAUUCGACUAUGGUGCUAGCAUCUUCAUUCUCACCUUCAGUCUAGUUUCAGUUUCAGGCUAUCGCGUGGAAAAAUUAGUUGGGUUGGCACACAACAGACUGUCCACAAUUGCCAUUGGGACCUCCCUAUGCAUUAUCAUCAGCAUGCUCUUCUGUCCCAUUUGGGCGGGCGACGAGCUUCACUCUCUGAUCACACGUAACCUGGAAAAGCUUUCCGAUUCCUUGAAUGGAUGUGUAGCUGAGUACUUCCAUCAAAAUGGAACUGUGGAUUCUGGUGGGGAAGAUUGUAGCAAAAAGCUUCGAGGAUAUAAGUGUGUCCUUAAUUCAAAGGCAACAGAGGAUUCCAUGGCCAAUUUUGCCAUAUGGGAACCUGCACAUGGCAACUUCAACUUCCGACAUCCAUGGAAACAGUACCUCAAGCUUGGAGCAUCCAUGCGUUACUGUGCUUGUUGCAUUGAAGCUCUCAAUGGUUGCCUAGAUACAGAGGUUGAGGCACCUGAGUUUCUUAAGGAGCACCUGCAAGAUGUUUGCAUGAUUCUAAGCUCCUGUUCUUCUAACGUCUUGAAAGAAUUAAUGAUUACCAUGAAAACAAUGAGAAGAUCAUCCAAGAUUGAUUUCUUUGUUGGAGAGAUGAACUCUGCAGUAAAAGACCUUCAAAAUGGCAUGAAAUCUCUUCCUACCAUGCUCUCAGUGACACCACCCGACACUGUAAAAGGAAAGCCAGGCACAAAAACCACCAUACCACCUCUCAUGGAGGUCCUUCCACUGGCUACAUUAGUAUCCUUGUUGAUUGAGAUUGCUGCAAGGAUUGAAGCCAUCGUUAACAACAUUGAUGAACUCGCUUGCUUGGCAGAAUUCAAGCCCGCCAAAGAUGACAAGCCGAAACAAAACCAGUCCACCAUCACACCCAUAUCAGAUGACCAAGAUCAUGAAACCAUGACGGCCAUUCAAAAAGUCUGAGUUCAUCAUGAUCAACCAGACAACGGCUUAUUCUAUCCAAAAAUCUAAGAAGUCUGUCCUGUAUAUCGUACACUCUGUGAUAUACAAAAGCUUUCUGAGCUUUUUUUCAGACAGCUUUUCUAUUCUAUCAGCAUAUCCUGUAUAAAGUAUUUUUUUAAUGUUUACUCUACUUUGGCGAUUGCAUGACACUGUGCAAUGCACAAACUUAUUUUUGUAAGAAUAUGCUCUCCACAUCACACCAUCUUUGUUGUGUAUGUGUUACAUCAUAGGAUCCCCCAUGGCUCCAAUAAAUGCACUAUUGUUCUACAUGGGUUGUUGUAGCCACACAUGGAAUGCAUCCCUCAGUGGACAGAUCCCAUCAAAUUGCAUUAAAGUAAGAUGAUAAGGAACCUGAUUCAACUAACUU